Molecule: messenger RNA, 1221 nt
Organism: Aspergillus sclerotioniger CBS 115572
Lineage: Eukaryota; Fungi; Ascomycota; Eurotiomycetes; Eurotiales; Aspergillaceae
Product: putative serine/threonine-protein kinase
Exons: 6
Coding region: 1-1221 (406 amino acids)
Biological process (GO): protein phosphorylation; spliceosomal complex assembly; regulation of mRNA processing
Molecular function (GO): protein kinase activity; ATP binding
Source: RefSeq, a predicted model, not a curated record
AUGUCGGCUCUUUGGCGACUGGCCAUGACAUCGCGACGUAGUAUGUUCUCCUUCGCUCAAAAGCCGCUCUGGCAGUUACCGCCCAAUUCGGGGCCUCCAAUUCCUCAGCAGGAACGUGUCGACGAGGAGCUUUGUCCUGCCUACAAUUCCGCGGAUUUCUACCCAGCAAGGCCCGGGGAAGUACGGGUCAAGAAAUUCCAACUACUUACCAAGAUUAGCUGGGGAUCACAAUCCACCGUGUGGCUCGCCCGAGACAUUUCAAGAUUCAGAUGGGAAUCUGAGCGAACAGUAGCCCUGAAGAUAAUAAAUUGUAAUGAUGCCGAUGAUGUCCUGCAUGAGAAGGAAAUUGAAAGCCAUAUCGCUCAGCAAAGUCCAGAGCAUCGAGGCCGCGUGAUUCUACGGACGUGUUUGGAUGACUUCGAGAUCACUGGUCCGGAGGGAAAGCACAUGUGCCUCAGGCGCUUCGUUGAUCGAAAGCUUCCUUUGCCCAUUGCGAAGGCCUAUAUCUAUUUUCUCCUUGCUGGUCUUGACUAUCUCCAUUCGGAAUGCAAAGUUGUCCACGCGUAUCUAAAGCUCGGGAAUAUCCUCAUGAGCUUCGAAAACGAAAAUAUCCUUACCCGCUUCAUUCAGCGACAACAACCUAUGCAUUCCAAGAUUGAUCGCGAGAGUGGCCGGACUAUCUACCGCUGCCAUAAUGAUUUCGGUGCUCUUGAUGCGAAAGAAAUUAAGAACAUAGUUCCCAUAAUAGCCGAUUUCGGGCUUGCGACAAGACUCAACCAGCCAUCUACAAAAGACGGAAUGGUGGGAGAGCAACUUGGCAUUUAUCCCAUCCAACCAGACUACUACCGUGCUCCAGAGGUAAUUCUUGGCUGCGGUUGGGAUUCUAAGGCAGAUAUUUGGAAUUUCGGCGUGCUGGCAUUGCUUGCGAAAUCCCAGGUCAUGUCCGAGCACAACUGGCCCCAGCCCGUCACGAACGACUCUGGCAAGCUCUGCAAUAAUUCCCAAGAAUUCUUUGGUGGCCCUUUCUUUAACGCAGAUGAUGAAUUUCGACAUAAUGAGUUGAUUCCAUCUCAAAGCUUGGAGGACAGAAUCCCAUUCCUUGAAGAGAAGGAUCGAGAAGUAUUUGUAUCCUUUGUUCGACAAAUGCUUACCUGGCUCCCGGAGAAGAGGAAAACAGCUCAUGAAUUGAUGGAUCACCCGUUUCUGAAACUUAGGCGCUAA